ACGACGUCACAGUGACGUAAUAGAGCCCUUCAAACUAUGCGAACUGUCAUCCAAGACGCGCAGACGAGAACCCGAAAUCGAACAGCCAUUUCUCUCGUUUUCUCGUUGCAACGAUCCCGAUAGGAGUGAGGUCGCUGACGUCAGUCUGUUCUUUAUCGUCGGCGCCGAUGCUAUUUCGGGCGAUCGUACGAGUAUUUGGUAAGCUCUAUGACGUGAUUGUGACGUCGUAGUGACGUAAUUUUUGGAUGGCGUAGUCAGGUGAGGGUUAGGAUUGGCAUUGCCAAAAAUUGUUAUGCUACGCCUACAAGAAGUACGUUAGGUACGAAACUACACGAGACCCCAAUAUUCACCUGUUAAUUGUUUGUUUCUUCAUGUAACUAUUGCACAUUUAUGAUUAGAGCUCGACCGAUAUCACUUUUAGCUCUAUUUAUGAUCAUAAUAAUAACCUAAAUAUUUUAUAAUCGUAACCACCUGGAUAAUGUGUACAUGUAGACAUUCAUGAUACUGAUGAUAAAUUUAUGGAAUGACAAUGGGAAUUUUCUUGGGUGGUGACAAUCAACAUAUUAUAAUGAAUACAUAUUUUUUACUCUUUCAUUACCCAUUAAAAAAAUAAUUACGAAAGAAACAUAGGACUACAGCGAUUAUUGAGACCAGUAAAAGCUUUCAAACAGACUUUAGAAUUCAGAACUUCAAACACAAAAUGGCCACAUGCAAGACCCAAGCUGCUCCAAUUCUCGAUGAAAGUGAUGAUGAUUCAUUUGAGGAGCUUGAUGUGGACAACACAGAUGAUCAAGUGACUUGUAUCUUUACAGGUGAACCCUUUUCAUCUCCGUUAGCAUAUUACACUGCACUGAAGAACAACCAUGGAUUUGAUAUCUGGCAGAUCGCUCUUUGUGACUUAUCGUUAGACUUUUUCAGUUAUGUAAAAGUAAUCAACUUUUUGAGAAAAAAUUAUUUUCAAAAAUCCCCACCUUCGAGUGAGGAGUUGAGUGCUCAAAAAUCUGAGUGGGUUAUUGACGAUUACCUCAAACCAGUUAUAGAAAAUGAUCCCCUAUUGCGGUUUAUGCUCGACGAUGGAUCGGAUUUUGACAGCGAUGAUGAAAUUGAUUUUACGUCAAAUCUAAAUGCGACAAUAUCAAAUAAUCGUGAUGGCGAUAACAAAAUGUCUGAAAUUCAAAUUCUUCACGAAAAGCUUAAAAAAAGUGAAAAAGAAAGAAAAAACCUAUCUAUUAAAUUGACAGCAGCAUCGAAUCAAAUUUCGCAAAUGAAAUCUUUCAUGCAAGAUAUUAUACUCACAGGAGACGUGGGUAUAUAUCGUCCUGUUGCAGCGUGUCGUCAAGAUACUUCUGUUUAUGAAGAAGAAUAUGAAGAUGCAGGUUAUUUUGGAACAUACUCACAUCAUGAUAUUCAUGCCGAAAUGCUUCAAGAUACUGUCAGAACAAAUUCAUAUAAAGAUGUCAUAUUUAACAACAAAGAGCGUUUUGUGGAUAAAAUUGUAUUAGAUGUUGGCUGCGGAACUGGAAUAUUAUCUAUGUUUGCUGCAAAAGCAGGUGCAAAACACGUUUACGGCAUUGAUAUGUCUGAAAUCGCGUUUCAGGCAAUGGAUAUUGUCAAAGAAAAUAAUCUUGAUGACAGAAUAACGAUACUCAAAGGUCGUGUAGAAGAAGUUGAUCUUCCUGUUUCGAAUGUGGAUAUUAUUAUUUCCGAGUGGAUGGGUUAUUUUUUGUUAUAUGAAUCUAUGCUUGAUUCUGUGCUUUAUGCUAGGGAUAAAUGGCUUGUUCCAACUGGUGAACUUUUUCCUAACCAUUGUUCAAUAUCUCUCAUAGCCAUUCACGAUGAUAAACUUGUGUCUAGCAAUGUCACUUUUUGGAAAGACGUAUAUGGUUUCAAAAUGUCUUGUCUUCGAAAACAAGUUUUAUCUGAAGCAACAAUUCAAGCGUUAAAUCCUUCUUCUGUCAUGUCCGAACCAUGCGUGGUCCAUAGAAUUAAUGUUGGAAAUGUUCAAUCGAAAAAUCUUAACUAUAAAUCUGAUUUUUCUUUGAAAAUAAUAAAAUCUGGAUCAUUUUCUGCUAUUGCUGGCUAUUUUGACAUCUUCCAAAAUCAUUCGGAUAAAAGCGACCUAAUGUUUUCAACUUCACCUUGUUGUACCCCCACUCACUGGAAACAAGCGGUCUUCUUUCUAGAUGAAAGUAUGAAUGUGUCUGAGGGAGAUAUUAUUCAUGGAAAAAUAGAUUGUCAUAAAAAUGUCAAAGAUCCCCGAUCUCUUGUUAUAUCGUUGACUGUCAAUGAUAAGACACAAUUAUAUAAGAUUGAAUAAUGAUUACAUAGGAUGGUUUGAUGAUGUUAUGAUAAAAUUAGAGAAUGAAGUCUUUUAUGUUGAGUGCGAAUGAAUUUUAGUAAAAAAAAGGUAUGUUGAAAAUUUUCACCAUACUCAUAGAUCAGUUUUGACACAAUACACAUUUUUAACUUCUCAGACCUACAUGUUUUUGUGGUACCAUGUUUGCUUUCAAUGGCACAAAAGUUUCAUUUCGGUGCUGUCAUAGAGUGUAUUCUGUAUCGCAUCGUGGUUCUAUAUUUUGAGAUUCUCCAAUUAACUCCUAUGAUUAGUUGUGAAUAUUUAAUUUGUUGAAUGUUUUUUUUGUAUAUGAUUUAAUUUUGAAAAAUUUAGUUCAAAUUCAUAAUAGGCCAACGGUUUUAACUACUGCCACAAUACACCAACUCAAACAAUGUUUCAUUGACUUUAGUAAGCUAUUUUAACUAAUUUUAUUCAAUCUGCCUAAUGUUUUCAG
This is a messenger RNA of Styela clava, 2789 nucleotides long. The record is from RefSeq and is a predicted model, not a curated record. Lineage: Eukaryota; Metazoa; Chordata; Ascidiacea; Stolidobranchia; Styelidae.